AGUCAAGGUAGAGCUUGUCAAAGUCUUCAAGCCAGAACAGCACCGCGAAAUGCUCUGCUGGGUUAGGGUUUCUACAUUUGAACGGGAAUAAAUCCUAACUGUUCAAUUAUUAAGGUGGAGAUUCAACUUUGUUUCCUUCGAAUUUCUAUACGCAGGAGUCCAGAUCGUUAAGGGCAUCUUCAAAUGGGGACAUCCUCUGGAGCUCAUAACAAUGACCAAUCGUCAAUGCUUCCUCCUCGGCAACAGCAACGGUCUGGAGGAGGUGGGCUUCAGACAUUCCUCCCAUUGGUGUCUUCAGAUGCCUAUGGAUCUUCAAAUCAUCAUGAGCGCGGCCCAAAUUCUGAUCAGGUCCGUGAAUCCCCAUCUGAAAGUGCUGGUUCCAGAGAAACUUGGCCUACAGCUGAUGCUUUGGUAGCAAAGAGACUGGAGAAAGAAAAAGAAAGAGAGAAUGGUUUCCCAGAGCAGUCUGUCAUGCAUCAUAUUGCCAGUUCAGAUAAGUUGUCUCUCAUGGAUGUAGCUAGAGAAAGAGUGGAAACUAUAGCAGAGAAGAUGCAAAAUCUUCCAGAUGAGUAUCUCGAUAAGUUUAAGUACGAACUUCGGGCCUCUCUUGAAGGUUUAGGCGGUUCACAGCAGAAAGAAGAGUUCCUGUUUUUGCAGAAGAUGGUUCAGAGUAGGGGCAAUUUGACAGAGAAAACACUUACUCUGGCACACAGGGUUCAGCUCGAGAUCUUGGUUGCAAUGAAGACUGGAAUUCAAGCAUUUUUACAUCCUGGCGUCAGUCUAUCACAAGCUUCUCUUAUCCAUAUAUUCUUGUAUAGGAAGUGCAGAAACAUAGCAUGCGGAAGCACAUUACCGGCUGAGGACUGUGCCUGUGAGUUGUGCUCAAGAAGAAAUGGGUUCUGCAACCUCUGCAUGUGUGUGAUCUGCAACACUUUUGAUUUUGAGGUCAACACAUGCCGCUGGAUUGGGUGUGAUUCUUGCUCUCACUGGACUCACACCGACUGUGCUAUUCGAAAUGGACAGAUUAGCAUGGGUCCUUGUGGUAAAAAUGGGUUGAGCUCAGCGGAGAUGCUCUUUAGGUGCCGAGCUUGCAGCCGAACAUCUGAGUUGUUUGGGUGGGUGAAAGAUGUCUUUCAGCAAUGUGCACCAAGCUGGGAUAGGGAUGUUUUGAUUAGAGAGCUUGACUAUGUAAGUAGAAUUUUCCGCGGGAGUGAGGAUUCAAGAGGCAGGAAAUUAUUAUGGAAAUGUGAAGAGAUUAUACAGAAAUUGAAAAUUGGGGCAGCAGAUUAUAAAGUAAUCUUGAUGUUCUUUCAAGAGCUUGAAGAUUCGUUCAAAAAUCAAGACAACGAAGAUGCUGGCAAGAUGCUGUCUCCACAGGAAGCAUUCAAUAAGACUGCAGAAGUAGUGCAGGAAGCUGUUAGAAAGAUGGAAAUGGUAGCUGAGGAGAAGAUGCUGAUGGUCAAAAAGGCUAGAUUUUCGGUCGAGGCUUGUGAUCAGGAGCUCAAAGAUAAAGAGAGAGAAGUUUCUGAACUGAAGGAGAGGCAGAGGAAGAAGAUGCAGAUCGAUGAGCUUGAGAGUAUUGUAAGACUCAAACAGGCUGAGGCUGAUAUGUUCGAGAUGAAGGCCAAUGAGGCCCGCCGAGAAGCUGAGAGGCUGCGCAGAAUCGCACUUGCCAAGACUGAGAAGUCAGAGGAGGAUUACGCUAGUAGGUAUCUCAAACAGAGACUGCAUGAAGCCGAAGCAGAGAAGCAGUAUAUUUUUGAAAAGAUCAAGCUCCAGGAGAGUUCAAGAGCGCCCCAGAGCAGCGGUGGUGCGGACGAGUCGUCUGAGAUGUACAACAAAAUCCAAGACCUGCUCAAGAACAUGUACAGCACGCCUCCGAAGGCGGACGGCCCAUCUAAAUUAGGUACUUAAACAUUUGAGUUGGAUCUUUCUAUGUGAAUGAUAGGUUGUUGCACUGAUUUAUUCAUGUGUAUUGUUGUCAUUUGAUUAUGUUUGUUGUAUGUGGUGAGAAUUGGACAAGAUUCAAGAAUCAAAACAAUCAGUCUCGUUUAAGCCUAGUGAUUAAUACUAGUAUUUGAAAUGGGGCCAUAAACUCAGCCCAAGACUGCCUCAUACUACUAUACAAUAUGAAAGGAAAUUUUAAUUGUUGGUGUCAAUAAAGAUGAUGCAAUGGUGACCAUA
Molecule: messenger RNA, 2184 nt
Organism: Salvia splendens (bonfire salvia)
Lineage: Eukaryota; Viridiplantae; Streptophyta; Magnoliopsida; Lamiales; Lamiaceae
Product: OBERON-like protein
Exons: 3
Coding region: 184-1914 (576 amino acids)
Biological process (GO): maintenance of root meristem identity; root meristem specification; maintenance of shoot apical meristem identity
Cellular component (GO): nucleus
Source: RefSeq, a predicted model, not a curated record